AUGGAUAAUAAUCACCUAGAAACACUGCCCUUCAUAUUAAGAUCAUUUCCUAUUCAGUUCCCUGAGUCGUUUGAGCAAGAAAGUCUACGAGGUGUCAAUGCACAAUUUACUGUGAGUGUUAUUUCUAAUAUAUUUGCUGUAAAGCUUCUUCCAGGAUGCACUACCAUAGAUGAGCAUAAAGCCAUUGAUACAGUGCUUGCAGAGGUGAAAGGUUGGAGAGCCAAGUGGAGUGUGCAGAAGAGUUUUGAUCUAAGUGUUGCUUCACAGACUGGAAGUGACAAGAAGUAUGGUGGACUGAGUUUAUCAUAUGAAGAUGUUGGGUCAAGUUCUUGCAGUUACAGGUUGUCAUCGAGUACCAUAGGAAAAAAAUUAAGUUUAAUACAGGUUGCCUCAUGGAAUUAG
Messenger RNA from Miscanthus lutarioriparius, 402 nucleotides. The record is from the annotation of a GenBank genome assembly. Lineage: Eukaryota; Viridiplantae; Streptophyta; Magnoliopsida; Poales; Poaceae.